CAGGCAGAGAAGAGGAAGUGGUAGCACUAGCUGUCGCUCCGGGCGCGCGGGCGGUGGGCGGCGGAGGCCUCGAGGGCGCACGGCCGGGCGGCGGGCAGCAGGCAUGGAGCUGUGGCGCCAGUGCACCCACUGGCUCAUCCAGUGCCGCGUGCUGCCGCCCAGCCACCGCGUGACCUGGGAGGGGGCCCAGGUGUGCGAGCUGGCGCAGGCCCUGCGAGAUGGGGUCCUCCUGUGCCAGCUGCUCAACAACCUGCUGCCCCACGCCAUCAACCUUCGGGAGGUCAACCUGCGGCCCCAGAUGUCUCAGUUCCUUUGCCUCAAGAACAUUCGGACCUUCCUGUCCACCUGCUGUGAGAAGUUUGGGCUCAAGCGGAGCGAGCUCUUUGAGGCUUUCGACCUCUUCGAUGUGCAGGAUUUCGGGAAGGUCAUCUACACCCUGUCCGCUCUGUCCUGGACGCCGAUUGCCCAGAACAAGGGGAUCAUGCCCUUCCCCACUGAGGAGGACAACGUGGGUGACGACGACAUCUACAGCGGCCUGUCCGACCAGAUCGACGACACGGUGGAGGACGACGAGGACCUGUACGACUGCGUGGAGAACGAGGAGGCCGAAGGCGACGAGAUCUACGAGGACCUCAUGCGCUCCGAGCCGGUGCCCAUGCCGCCCAAGAUGACAGAGUACGACAAGCGGUGCUGCUGCCUGCGGGAGAUCCAGCAGACGGAGGAGAAGUACACGGACACGCUGGGCUCCAUCCAGCAGCACUUCCUGAAGCCCCUGCAACGGUUCCUCAAACCCCAAGACAUCGAGAUUAUCUUUAUCAACAUUGAGGACCUGCUUCGUGUGCACACGCACUUCCUAAAGGAGAUGAAGGAGGCCCUGGCCAGCCCCGGCGCGUCCAGCCUCUACCAAGUCUUCAUCAAAUACAAGGAGAGGUUCCUCAUCUACGGCCGCUACUGCAGCCAGGUGGAGUCGGCCAGCAAGCACCUGGACCAGGUCGCUACAGCCCGGGAGGACGUGCAGAUGAAGCUGGAGGAAUGUUCUCAGCGAGCGAACAACGGGAGGUUCACCCUGCGCGAUCUGCUGAUGGUCCCCAUGCAGCGGGUACUCAAGUACCACCUGCUUCUCCAGGAGCUGGUGAAACACACGCAGGACGCGAUGGAGAAGGAGAACCUGCGACUGUCCCUGGACGCCAUGAGGGACCUGGCGCAGUGCGUGAACGAGGUCAAGAGGGACAACGAGACGCUGCGGCAGAUCACCAACUUCCAGCUGUGCAUUGAGAACCUGGACCAGUCUCUGGCCCACUACGGCCGGCCCAAGAUCGACGGGGAGCUCAAGAUCACCUCGGUGGAACGGCGCUCCAAGAUGGACAGGUACGCCUUCCUGCUCGACAAAGCGCUGCUCAUCUGUAAGCGCCGGGGCGACUCCUACGACCUCAAGGACUUUGUGAACCUGCACAGUUUCCAGGUUCGGGAUGACUCCUCCGGAGAGAAAGACAACAAAAAGUGGAGCCACAUGUUUCUCCUGAUCGAGGACCAAGGUGCCCAGGGCUAUGAGCUGUUCUUCAAGACUCGAGAACUGAAGAAGAAGUGGAUGGAGCAGUUUGAGAUGGCCAUCUCCAACAUCUACCCUGAGAACGCCACCGCCAAUGGGCACGACUUCCAGAUGUUCUCCUUCGAAGAGACCACGUCCUGCAAGGCUUGCCAGAUGCUGCUGAGGGGCACCUUCUACCAGGGCUACCGCUGCCAUCGGUGCCGGGCGCCUGCGCACAAGGAGUGUCUGGGGAGGGUGCCUCCGUGUGGCCGGCACGGACAAGAUUUCUCAGGGACUAUGAAGAAGGACAAACUGCACCGAAGGGCUCAGGACAAAAAGAGGAAUGACCUGGGCCUCCCCAAGAUGGAGGUGUUUCAGGAAUACUAUGGGCUUCCUCCGCCCCCCGGUGCCUUUGGGCCUUUUCUGCGGCUCAACCCCGGCGACAUCGUGGAGCUGACCAAGGCGGAGGCUGAGCAGAACUGGUGGGAGGGCAGGAACACAGCUACCAAUGAAGUUGGCUGGUUUCCCUGUAACAGGGUGAAGCCCUACGUCCACGGCCCUCCUCAGGAUUUAUCUGUUCAUCUCUGGUACGCCGGCCCCAUGGAGCGAGCAGGGGCAGAGAGCAUCCUUACCAACCGCUCGGACGGGACGUUCUUGGUGCGGCAGAGGGUGAAGGAUGCUGCAGAAUUCGCCAUCAGCAUUAAGUAUAACGUGGAGGUCAAACACAUUAAAAUCAUGACGGCAGAAGGAUUAUACCGGAUCACAGAGAAAAAGGCUUUCCGGGGGCUUACGGAGCUGGUGGAGUUUUACCAACAGAACUCCCUAAAGGAUUGCUUCAAGUCGCUGGACACCACCUUGCAGUUCCCCUUCAAGGAGCCUGAGAGGAGAGCCAUCAGCAAGCCACCAGGAAGCACCAAAUAUUUCGGCACAGCCAAAGCCCGCUAUGACUUCUGUGCCCGGGACCGGUCGGAGCUGUCCCUCAAGGAGGGUGACAUCAUCAAGAUCCUCAACAAGAAGGGGCAGCAAGGCUGGUGGCGGGGCGAGAUCUAUGGCCGGAUUGGCUGGUUCCCUUCCAACUAUGUAGAGGAAGACUAUUCCGAAUACUGCUGAGCCCCGGAGCACCGCCGCUAGAGAGAUGAGAAACUCCAGGCUCGGAGCCCAGGGCGAGCAGGCAGCGGGGGCCAGGGGCCGUGACAGGUCCCGAGCGGGUGGAGAGUUCGGGAUGGAUGGACUGCAGGAAGCCAGCGUCCAGCUGGCAUUGCCCCGGGGGCACGAUGAUGCCCUGCCGUGGUUAAUUUAUAGCACCCUGAUUUCCUCUUGGGUCCCCUCGAGAAGGCAGGGCUCAAGGGGUUACUUUUAAUAAAACAAUGUAAAUGAAUGGAGGUGUCAUUGGG
This is a messenger RNA of Microcebus murinus (gray mouse lemur), 2922 nucleotides long. RefSeq names its product vav guanine nucleotide exchange factor 1 (gene VAV1). The record is from RefSeq and is a predicted model, not a curated record. Gene Ontology annotation, biological process: intracellular signal transduction; regulation of GTPase activity; cell migration. Gene Ontology annotation, molecular function: protein binding; guanyl-nucleotide exchange factor activity. Lineage: Eukaryota; Metazoa; Chordata; Mammalia; Primates; Cheirogaleidae. Gene Ontology annotation, cellular component: cytoplasm.